This is a messenger RNA of Parnassius apollo (apollo), 591 nucleotides long. NCBI's taxonomy places the organism in Eukaryota, Metazoa, Arthropoda, Insecta, Lepidoptera, Papilionidae. The record is from the annotation of a GenBank genome assembly.
AUGCCAAAGGAUUUGCGUACCCAAACACAUUUGUAUCACAAUUCUCUUUUCUUUUUACGAGUACGUGCGGCAGCAUGCAGGGAUAUAUUACUGGCUGAAAGAUGUUCUGCAGCAAAAACGGGAGUACUUAGUCCUGCAAAGCAGAAGUGUGAAGUGCUAAGCUUCUUGGACAACGGCCAACAGCGCGUCACGCUGCCGCUACGCAGCUUCACUACCACUGUGUGGGCUCAAUCUGUCUCUGGGUUGAGCUUUGCGACCCUUGUCACAUGCAGUACGUCUUCCACCAAGAGUUCAUCGUCAGCAGACUUAGCUACUUGGAUCGCGGUGUUGUGCCUGGUGGCUUGUGCGGCGGGCGGGAGCGUGCGCGAGAAGCGCGGCUUCCUCGGCGGGCUGCACUCCGUGGGCGGCGGCUACUCCGGCUACGGCGGUGUCUCUGCCUUAGGCGGCAUCUCUGACAUAGGCGGCUACUCCGCGCCCGCGGCUCAAGUGGUCUCCGUCAACAAGGUCGUCAACGUGCCCAGGGUUGUGAGCGUCCCACAAGUAGUCAGAGUAAACAAGGUCGUCUUCCGUGCCCCAAGUUGUGUCUGUUAA